Molecule: messenger RNA, 411 nt
Organism: Mesorhabditis spiculigera
Lineage: Eukaryota; Metazoa; Nematoda; Chromadorea; Rhabditida; Rhabditidae
Source: the annotation of a GenBank genome assembly
AUGCCCGUCUUCAAACGAUUGGUUGAGGUUGGCCGCGUGGUCUUCAUUGCUAAGGGCAAGGAUCAAGGCAAGCUGGCCACCAUUGUAAACGUCAUUGACGGAAACCGGGUACUCAUCGAUGGACCGACAACCGGGGUCGUCCGUGGCGCAAGGAAUCUGAAGGACCUCCAGCUCACGAAGUUCACCGCUGGCGUCCGUGUUGGCCAGAGGACGAAGGGAGUGCAGAAGGCUUUCUCCGAGGGCAAGAUCGCCGAGAAGUUCGCCGAUUCCACGUGGGCCAAGAACAUCGCGCGCCGAAGCAAGGGGGCCUCCCUAUCCGAUUUCGAGCGAUUCAAGCUCCAACGCGCCAAGACCCUCCGUAACCGCCUUGUCAGGAUCGAGCUCGCCAAGUUGAAGAAGUCUGCUAAGCAU